GACUCAGUCAGUGUUCCACUGCGCUACCCGCCACACGCUCCUACACGCACGCGCCUUACUGCCACCACCACAGCAAUAACAAACAUUACAACCACCGGGGAAGUGUCUUCCAAAACCAAGUCAUCGUUACAAUCACUUACCGUCUUUACCACAACAACAAGAAGCACCAUUACCAUCUAAGACACUACCACCAUAACUAACCACAACUACAAUAGUGUGUUAUUUCUUCAGUCAUUAACAACUCACCAACACACACACACACCCUCAACAAGUGGUCAAGCAAACUAGUGAGCCCGUCUUGAGGAAAGAGAUGUUUUCAAACUCCUCAACGCGAGCUUCCCAGGACUAAACCGAUAAGAUGUGAAGAGAUGGUGUUACUAAGGAAAUAAAAUAAAAGACAAUAGAGACAUAAAAGAAAGAAUAAAGGACAUAUAAAAAUACCAGUGGGUGGUGAGAGGAGAGGAAGACCCAAGAAUCCACGCGUGUCUGUCCGGGUUACCUGUUGAAGGCACCACAACCACCAUGACCCGUUGCCUCACACUGUUUGGGUUGGUUGUGAUGAGCACAGUGUGUGUUGCUGUGAGUGAGAAGAGGGAGGGCACUCCAUCUCCCAGCUACAGCCUGGUAGUGGGAGACGGUGGAUAUGCUCGCCUUAUGAACACCCCGUCAUCCUUUUCUGACCUAACCCUCACUGCCUGGGUCAACAUCACCUCCUUUCCUGACGGUGUUGCUCCUAUUCUUACUGCUGUGGCUCCUGAUGCUAACAGCCAAGUAUCCUUCUUCCUGCGACACGAUGGCCUCGGAGUCUUGUGGGGUGGACCACCCUCUGUGCCAAGGUACCAGAUGGACCAAGUAGACCGUCAUCCACGCACCCAGUGGAGACCCAUAGGACUGGACUCUCCACACAGAGAAAGGCGUGAUGCCGUAGACUACAGCGCUGGUCUUGGAGAUAUUGUGGAUAUCCUAGCAGAUUCUCGUAGCGGACGGUCAUACGACACGUGGACGCCAUAUGGCUUCAUUGAUGUCGACCAGAUGGGUGUAGCAGACUUGGAGGCUUCACCUUCAGGACUGAAUGAUGACCUUCAUCUGCUGCCAGUCCGUGAUGGUUUAUCACGCUCUGAAUCCUACAACGACUGGACAAAUGUACCCUAUGAACUAACAAUGUUGGAGAGCGACCCAUAUGACCUUCACCUGGCCGAACCUGAACCACGUAUUAUUACCGAGCCCUCGGGGGAUGAUGACUUUGUUUUCUUUAACUGGAACGUUCCGGCAGCACCAAAGCAGACAAUACCACAAUCACCCAAUGAAUGGUCACCCAUCUGGCAAUCAAAAAAGGAGACACAAGUGAAGAACACACAAACAGUAAAGAUUUCAGCUGAAAACAUCACAGUAAAGGAUUCAAAUUCUGAAAACAUUAAUCCAAGUACAUCAGGGACUUGGUCAGCUCAAGUGACAGAGGUGAAACUUAGUCCAAAUAGCUGGACUCCUCAUCACAUUCUACCACCAGCAUCCAUUACUGCUACACCCCCUCCUCCUCCACCCGUCACACCUGCAAGACCAAGACCAGCCACAAGAAGAACAACAACUACAAAGCUAGCCCGCCCUACAGUCCCUCAAUAUAAUCCAAGAAGAACUACAACACGCCGCACAACAACCACAACACAACGUCCUUCUUCAACGAGACGGCCAACGACAACAGAGCAUACAACUACAACAACCAGGAGACCUUCAACAACAAGUACAACCACAAAAGCUACCACAACAUCACUGUUUAACAACAAACACUUCACUACUCAUCGCUUCACUGCCCCACCAACGACACUGGUCCCAAGAUCUCGUACUCGGGUGACGUCGUUUACCCGCUCAUCAAUACCGUCAUCUCGUCAAACAACAAGGAUGCCUCUGUGGAAAUUAAUAAAGCGUCCAAAUAUUUCACAACGGCCCUCGUCCACUUCUUCGACACCUAAAACCACAUCUACUACAACAACCACAACAACCACACCUCCUCCAACUACCACCAAAGCCACUACACGGGUGCGCACAACACGCACCACAACAUCCAAGCCAACUACUCAUCAACCUAGUCCACUUCCAACAGUCCACUCAACUAUUCUGGAAGAAGUGACAGACAAGCCUCAUAUUACUGGACAGAAGUCAAAGGUUUCUAUUUGGUCUAGUGCAGCAGAUAAUCAUAAACUGGGCAAGGGCCAUAACUACCAGGACAAGUCGUCCAGUAAACUUCUAACACCAUUAAAUAUCAGUAAAGACAGAUCAGUGAACAUCACCCCCUACCAUAUGGAUGAGUUCCAGCGUGCAAUGCAAGGGGUCCCCCCUAUUAGCGAUGGCAACACUGAUGUAGUAUACUCCAUCCCCAUCACUGAUGUGGAAGCUUUUAAUGCUAUGUAUAAGUAUUACCAGACACAAGAAGCAAAAGCCUUUUCAAAUUCAAAGCAAGCUACUGGCGUCCAUGAAGCAGUCCUAAAAACAAUUGAAGAAGAAACAAAUGAGAAUUAUUUAGGAGGCAGCAAUUUGCCACAUCAAGAAGACAGAUUCCCUAUCCACUAUGCAACAAAACUUGAACAACCCAACUUUGAAGAGACUAUUGCUCCAGCAGUUUUUAAAGAGGAAGAAGCUGUUCUUGUACCCACUGAGGACCCUCUACCACCAACACCAUCCCGCAGUGAUAUACCCAUACAAGAUGAUGACUCAGAUGUCUCUUAUCACAGAGAUAUUACAAUGACAAAGUUAGAAAAACUUCAACCAGCAUCUACCUCUGUAAAGCCAAUGUUAGUGACCCAGAUAUCGACACAGAAAAGUCAACCAGAAGUGAGUGUGGCCAUCAAAGAAGAACCCAAAGAGACACAGAAAACUUCCUCUCAGGCCAAGCAUGACAUAUUGGACUUUAACUUACCAUCUGUGAAAGAUGCUACUAUAGGUGAGGAAGUUAAGAAAGUACCUGAUCAGCCAAAAUCAAACAACAAGGCUGAGUUACCUAUACCUCUCAAUGUUAAAUCUUCUUUUGCAAUCACACAAGAGUCAACUGUUCUUCCUGUUUCAUCAGAAGUAACUAAUAAACCUCUUGUACCAGAACCAAGUAACCCUUCAAUUACAUCAUCAAGUAAUCUUCCAGUAAUCCAAAAGCCAAAUGAACUUCUAAGUGUACUAAUACCAAGUAAUAUUCCCAGUGUAUCAGGAUCAAGUAGUUUCUCUUCACUGCCCAUCUUAGGUGGCCUUUCAACUGCAUUAAAACAAAGUGGUAUUUCAAGUGAACCAGAACCAAAAUUCAAGGUUAUCCCCACUUCAAACUUCAAAACAGAACCAGAUGUAAGUGCCCAGGAAAUACCCCAACGACACUCUUCCUCGUUUGCUGUAUUUCACGUUGAUGAGGACAACAUUCCUUACUUUCCAACAAAAGGAGAAAAAGAAAAUGCUUUCUCAGUGGAAGAACUAUACCAGCCAGCUGGAGUGUUAGUAUCACAAGAGGGAGGUGGUCACCCAGUGUCACACUAUCAGGAGUCCUCACACUUGUUCCAUGAGCAGUUACCUCCCCAGUACAUAUCUCCAGAGGACAUACCUCGUCCCAUUGCCUAUGGUGGUCCACCGCAACAAUCAACCAACCACCACCAGGUCAAAGACAACCUAGAGGAUAUUAUAUUCAGUGCUAAUCCACAGGAACUUUUAAAUCAAGGCUUAUUGCCUCGUCCAGUGCAUUACGUUAGUACACAAGAAGAAGCCGAUGAUUGGAUGCGGGACCAGGUCUCUGAAGAAUCACAAAUAGAGGAUAGAGUCUUUACUGUAGCAUCACCAGAUCCAUACAAUGUUGUGCCUCAAGCUCCAGAAAAAAGUACAGAAGAAAAUAAUGUUAACUUUAACUUCAGGAAGCUGCCAUUUGAUUUCAAAACAAACAAGUGGUACCACAUUGCUUUUACCUGGAAUAGCAGAAACCAUCAGGUCGCAGUGUACAUUAAUGGGCAACUGGCUGGUACACUGACUAAUGUAUUACCACAUCAAAUGGCACUGGCUGGAGGUGGUCUGACACUCAUAGGGCAGACACUACUUCCUGAUUUAACAGAUUUUGACCCCACCUCACAAUUCAUAGGUGAGAUUAGUGACGUAAACAUGUGGAAUAAGAAGCUAAGUGCAGAAAGUAUACAGAAUGUGUACAAGUGUGCAGAAACCCAGGAGUCUCCAGCCCUCAACUGGCACCAAUUUUCCCUGAGAUUUUAUAGUGAUGUUUUAGUUAAACAAGCUGAUAGUGUGUGUGGUGCAUGAAACACACUGCUGACAACAAGGUCAAUAUCUAGUGAGUGAGAAACUAUAGGGUCUGUGGCAAGGAUUUCUCUAAAAUCAAAGACUAUGACAUGUCUUUUUUAUAAGCUAAUAAUCAAGAAAGUAUUUGUGUCAUAUACUAUACGUGAUCUGGCUCUCGUUGCACUCAGAUAAUGUGGUCUUUGACUUUUGCCUCAAAAAGCCAAAUCUUAAAAGGCUUUUUCUGGGGUAUUGUGGUAACAUAAUACAGUAUAUUACCUAAUGACGCAUCACAAAAUUUGUGCUGCACAGCAUUACUUGUAAGACAUUUUUUCAACGUGCAGGUCACGUUGAUUACUUUACCAGGUUUGUGUGGCUCAGUGACUGACAGUGUUGUGAUGACGACCACACCUACUUUCAAGCACGAAGAUUGUGAGUUUGGAAAAUGAGUAACUUUGAGUGAUAGUGAACAUAAGCCUGGGUGUUGUUAAGUGCUAAUCAACUGUUUAUUUGUUGCCUUGUUAGUAAAUAUUUAUAGCUGCUAUCUUCAACCUGCUGUCCAUUGUUACUACAUGUGUAGUGUUACAGCACUUCAUUAUCUCUUCCAUUCCUGUAAUCAAGAACUUUGCUAUUUAUAACCUCUUAAAGAAUGCAAAUUUAUGGUUAUACUCAAAGAAUUUGAUAUAGUAUUAUGAUAAAAUGGUUUUAAUCCUUUACUAUAAACUUAAAUAUGAUCAUUAAACAGUCAGAAGAGGAGUAUUAUCUCUUCUGGGUUUUCAUAUCAACUUAUUGCUUAAAUCUUAAGAAGAGUAAAUAGCAAAGACUUAUGAGAAUAUUUCUUCAUAGUUAUCAUUAAGAUGAAGUGCAUAUCAACACUAAGAUUUCUGUCAAUCAUAAUUAAUCAAUAGACUAUUAAGUAGUUCUGCUAAUGUGAUGACACAUUAAUAAGACUACAGUUUAUAUAUCAUGUUACUUCUUUCCAUUUGGCAAAUGUCUCAGCUCCUUAUUUUAUAUAAAUCACAAAAACUAAGUACAAGUAAAAGAUAAUAUUCUGACAAGGUAUAUUUUCUCAUUGUGGAAAUUUUCAAGCCUAAUCUUAACAUACAGUAUUUGGCAGGUUGGGUUGAAUUAUUACAUGCAACAUCCUCUUGACACUUUUUCUGGACAAGAAUCUGACUGUAAUAGUAUUAAGAAAUAUCAGUGAGCCAAGCCUUUUUAUCCCAUAAAGAUUAAAGGUCAUGGGAAUAAAUACAUGGUGAAAAAUUAAUCAAUAUUGGUCAAGAAAAUUAUUGCAAUUAUUCCAUACUAUGAGACAUAAGUUUAGUUCCAGGGCCAGGCAGGGUUAGUGACUCAUCGCUGUCCAAAUGAUCCAGAUUAAGGUAACCCCAAAUACUUACCUGCUGUCAGCAUUCUUUAAACAAAAUGUCAAGUCUACAACCAUCCAAACACCACUAGGGUACUUAUUUUUUCUUUUUUUUUUAACUUUGCUUUACAUUAUUUUAUAUUCCAUCUCUUUAGUUAAGGGAUUUAUCUUAGUUAAUGUCUCAUUUUUAAAGUUAAGUAUAAUACCAGUUCAGAUUUUGCUCUCUUCUCCCUAGACCAUUUGUUAAGUUUGUCUUGACAGUAAAAGUAACUAUUAAAAAUUGUUUGAAUCCCAAACUUAGGCAUUUUCAUCUUUAUUUUCAAAAUGGCUGUCAUCUGCGUGUUCUAUUCAGUACGUACUUUGUUACUGGUGACAAAAUCAUCUGUGGUCCAUUUGCAAUUCAAAUAUAUAAUACUGUAGAUUAGACAAAGUAAAUUACUUCCUAAAGUCAAAUACAUCUUCAAAGACAUGAAACUACCUGUAAAGUGGAACUUUGAAAUAAAGAGUUGAAGGUCUUCUCUUAA
Messenger RNA from Homarus americanus (American lobster), 6135 nucleotides. RefSeq names its product mucin-5AC-like. The record is from RefSeq and is a predicted model, not a curated record. Bases 523 to 4272 code for a protein of 1249 amino acids. Lineage: Eukaryota; Metazoa; Arthropoda; Malacostraca; Decapoda; Nephropidae. The transcript is spliced from 2 exons.